Messenger RNA from Rhodamnia argentea, 1144 nucleotides. RefSeq names its product inosine triphosphate pyrophosphatase. The transcript is spliced from 8 exons. Gene Ontology annotation, molecular function: nucleoside triphosphate diphosphatase activity. Bases 126 to 734 code for a protein of 202 amino acids. The record is from RefSeq and is a predicted model, not a curated record. NCBI's taxonomy places the organism in Eukaryota, Viridiplantae, Streptophyta, Magnoliopsida, Myrtales, Myrtaceae. Gene Ontology annotation, cellular component: cytoplasm. Gene Ontology annotation, biological process: nucleoside triphosphate catabolic process.
CAAGUAUUACAGAGAGUGCGGAAGUGAAAGGGAACUUCGCAAUCUUAAGCCAAUUCGAUCGUCCCUAUAACCAACCCUCCAGGACCUCGAGACUUUCUCGCGGCGAGAAAACUAGGCGGGAAAACAUGGCGGCCGUGAAAGCCUCUGGUCUGGUGCUGUCGCGGCCGGUGACCUUCGUGACCGGCAACGCCAAGAAGCUCGAAGAAGUCCGCUCCAUAUUGGGUCAAUCCAUCCCCUUUCAGUCCCUCAAGCUCGACUUGCCUGAAUUGCAGGGAGAGCCUGAAGACAUAUCCAGAGAGAAGGCUCGAUUGGCUGCGAUUGAGGUCAAUGGACCUUUACUGGUUGAAGACACUUGCCUCUGCUUCAAUGCCCUAAAGGGUCUUCCGGGGCCUUAUAUCAAGUGGUUUCUGCAGAAGCUUGGUCAUGAAGGUCUCAACAAUUUGUUGCUGGCAUAUGAGGAUAAAUCAGCUUAUGCUUUGUGCGCAUUUUCUUUCAUGAAAGGACCCGAUGCUGAACCAAUCACUUUUCUUGGAAAAACUCCAGGGAAGAUAGUACCCGCAAGGGGACCCACUGAUUUUGGAUGGGAUCCGAUCUUCCAACCAGACGGCUACGAGCAAACGUAUGCAGAGAUGCCCAAGGAAGAGAAGAAUAAGAUCUCUCACCGUUACAAGGCUCUCGCACAAGUAAAAUCCCAUUUCGCUGAGGCUGGUUACAUUUUCCAGUCCGAUCCAUAAGAGUAAGCUUUCUAUACUUCUGUAAUGGCUGUUUCUUGGACAUCGUCUACUCCGUGCUAGCAAUAUCAGUACUGUGCAAUAAUUUCUCUACAGGGGAUGCUCAAGUGGUGAUGGAGGAGGAGAAAGAACAAAAAGGCCAGAGAAAAUGUCGGGAUCAAGUGCUAGUGUUGCUUUUACUGCAACUUUGUUAGGUGAAGAAAAUCAGCAAACUAGGCUGUCAUAGACAACAUCUCUAAGUAGGUUCUAAAAGAGAUUGAUCAUAUCUGCGAUUGAACAAAUUAUGCAAAAGUUGCUUAAUUGCUUGCAUAGCAAGCAUCAUAUGUUGUCAAACAUUUUUGAAAUGCUUGACAAAACCCUGAAGCAUCGUUCAUAUAAAGUAACGAAUUAUGAGCAUAAAAAGUCUAUAUUCA